AGAAAACGGCACUGAAAUUUAAAUUUUCAUUUGGCGCCAAAAAUGCGUAAUCAGUUAGCUCAAGCACAGUUCAACCAACUAGAUUGAAGUAGCUAAGAUUUAAUUGAAUUUUUUUAAUAUAAAAUUUUUCAACUAAAAUGGAUGUUGCUGACCCAACUAUUGGCAUACCACGUGUUAAGGAUGAGUUGGCUGAAAGAUGUCAAAAAUUGUUUCAAGACUUUUUGGAAGAGUAUAAAGAUGAUGAUGGUGACUUAAAGUAUUUAGCUGAAGCUCAAGAACUUAUUCGCCCUGAAAGAAAUACACUUGUAAUAAGUUUUCAUGACUUAGAAAAGUACAAAUCAGAGUUGGCUACCACUAUUCAAGAAGAAUAUUAUCGAGUCUUCCCAUAUUUAUGUCGCGCAGUUCGUAAUUUCGCACGAGAUCGAGGUGAAGUUCCCUUAACAAAAGAGUUUUAUGUAAGCUUCAUAGAUUUACCAACAAGACACAAAGUUCGUGAAUUGUCAACCACAAAAAUUGGAUCUUUGUUGCGUAUAAGUGGACAAGUUGUUCGUACACAUCCUGUUCAUCCUGAAUUAGUAAGUGGAACAUUUACAUGCUUGGAUUGCCGCACUGUGAUUAAAGAUGUUGAACAACAGUUCAAGUAUACUCAGCCAUCAGUAUGCAAAAAUCCUGUUUGUCAGAAUAGACAGCGCUUUCAAUUAGAUCUUGAUAAAUCACGUUUUGUUGAUUUUCAAAAAGUAAGAAUACAAGAAACUCAAUCAGAACUUCCACAUGGUUGCAUACCUAGAAGUGUUGAAGUAAUUUUACGAGCUGAAGCUGUUGAGCAUGCUCAAGCUGGAGAUAAAUGUGAUUUUACAGGAACUUUAAUUGUUGUCCCUGAUGUUGCUCAAAUCAACAUGCCUGGUUCUAAAGCAGAAACUCGAGGAAAUCGUGGAAAAAGUGGUGGUGAUAUAGAAGGUGUCAGAGGCCUAAAAUCUCUUGGAGUUCGAGAUUUAACAUAUCGUCUUGCAUUUUUGGCAUGCAGUGUUACUCCAACUAAUCCUCGUUUUGGAGGAAAAGACUUAUCUGCUGAGGAUAUGACUGCAGAAGCUAUUAAAAAGCAAAUGACAGAACAAGAGUGGCAUAAAAUUUAUGAGAUGAGUCAAGAUAAAAGUUUGUAUCAUAAUCUCAUCACCAGCAUGUUUCCAACAAUUCAUGGUAGUGAUGAAGUUAAACGUGGAGUUUUACUAAUGCUAUUUGGAGGUGUGGCUAAAAGAACAAUAGAAGGUACUUCUCUAAGAGGUGAUAUUAACGUGUGUGUUGUGGGUGAUCCUAGUACUGCAAAAAGUCAGUUUUUAAAACAAGUUGAGUCUUUCUCUCCUCGAGCAGUUUACACAUCUGGUAAAGCAAGUUCUGCAGCAGGUCUUACUGCUGCAGUUGUCAAAGAUGAAGAAUCAAAUGAGUUUGUUAUAGAAGCUGGAGCCCUAAUGUUGGCAGAUAAUGGGGUAUGUUGUAUUGAUGAGUUUGAUAAGAUGGAUCCUAGAGACCAAGUUGCUAUUCAUGAGGCAAUGGAGCAGCAAACUAUUUCCAUUACUAAAGCUGGUGUCAAGGCAACAUUAAACGCUCGUACUUCAAUUUUAGCUGCAGCUAAUCCUAUUGGUGGGCGUUAUGAUCGUACUAAAUCUUUAAAACAGAAUAUUACUUUGACAGCUCCAAUCAUGUCUCGCUUUGACCUUUUUUUUAUUUUGGUGGAUGAAUGUAACGAAGUUAUUGACUAUGCUAUUGCACGCAGAAUUGUAGAUUUGCAUAGUCGAAAUGAAGCAUCUGUUGUAAGGGUAUACUCAGUAGAUGAAGUGCAAAGAUAUUUAGCAUUUGCUCGCUUAUUCAAACCUAAAAUUUCUAAAGAAGCUCAGGAUUUUUUGGUAGUUCAAUAUAAAAGUUUAAGACAACGUGAUAGCUCUGGUAUAGCUAAAUCUGCUUGGCGUAUAACUGUUCGUCAACUUGAGAGCAUGAUACGGCUAUCUGAAGCAUUAGCAAGAUUACAUUGCAUGGACAUGGUAACUGCAAAACAUGUAAAAGAAGCUUAUAGAUUAUUAAAUAAGUCUAUAAUUCGUGUUGAAACUCCUGACAUUCAAUUUGGUGAGGAGGAGGAUAGAGAAUUACAAAGUGCAGAGGUAGAUAUUGCACCUGUCACUAAUAAUGAAGAAAAUGAUAAGGAAAAUGAGUCUGCUAUGGAAACUGCAUCUAAAUCAAUUCAUAAAAAAUUAAAGUUGAGUUAUGAAAAGUACAGAACUAUUGCUAAUACCAUAGUAAUGUUUAUGAGACAAGAAGAAGAUAGAUCAAUAACUGAAGAGGAAGGUGGUUUACGUCGUGCGGAUGUCGUUAACUGGUACUUGAAAGAUAAAGAGGAUGAGAUUGAUACUGAAGCUGAGCUUAUUGAACAAACAUUUCUCAUAAAUAAAAUUUUGGACAGGCUUAUAAAUAAUGAUGGAGUUUUAUUGGCAUUGAAAGAUCCCAGAAUAACAGAAGAAGAUUUUAAGCCUGCAGAUGACGAAGAAUCAAAUCCUUAUAUUGUUGUGCAUCCGAAUUAUAUAAUAGAGGAAUGAGUUAGUUGUUGGGAUUUAACAUUUAAUUUCUUAGUUGUUGAACAACACUAGGAUAAUAAAUUGUGACGCAAGACGUUUAGUAAUUUAACAUUUUUGCUUUGUUUAUAUGUGUAGCAUAAUCAAGGGGUAUAUGGGUAAUAUUUUUAUUUAACUUUUUGUAAAUAUGUUAGGUUUAAAGUGAAACGCCUGAACAUCUCUUUUCUAAUAUCUAAACGUUGCAAACUA
Molecule: messenger RNA, 2810 nt
Organism: Hydra vulgaris (swiftwater hydra)
Lineage: Eukaryota; Metazoa; Cnidaria; Hydrozoa; Anthoathecata; Hydridae
Product: zygotic DNA replication licensing factor mcm6-B
Biological process (GO): double-strand break repair via break-induced replication; DNA replication initiation; mitotic DNA replication
Cellular component (GO): MCM complex; nucleus
Molecular function (GO): single-stranded DNA binding; single-stranded 3'-5' DNA helicase activity; ATP binding
Source: RefSeq, a predicted model, not a curated record